This is a messenger RNA of Setaria italica (foxtail millet), 1164 nucleotides long. RefSeq names its product ice-structuring glycoprotein-like. Lineage: Eukaryota; Viridiplantae; Streptophyta; Magnoliopsida; Poales; Poaceae. The record is from RefSeq and is a predicted model, not a curated record. The transcript is spliced from 2 exons. The coding region runs from base 1 to 1164 and encodes 387 amino acids.
AUGAGUCGCCAACGAGCUCGUCCCCUCCCCCUGGACCACGCCAAGGCCGUCGCAGACAACGCGGACCGCAUCCCCCAGGUUGCCGUGCUCGGCGCGCUCCGCGUCGAGAACCUCCCUCAGCCGGGCAAGUUCGUCUGCAAGGCCCAUCCAGAAAAACCUGCCAAAUCAGAAACCAUCACAACACCACAAAGGCAAAGAAACAAGAAGAGCCUUACCCUCGGACCGAGCCUUCAGCUCACGCUCCCGGUCGAGCCCCUGGGCCACGGCGGUCUGAAGCCCUUGCACUUGCACAUGGAGUUGACUGACCUCCGCCCCGAGCUCGGCCACCAUCUUCUCAACCUCGUCCUUCUGCGCUCGACGACAAGGGUAGAGGCCACUCCGACCGCCCCCGGUGCCGCCGUCCCCGACGCUGCCGCCGGGGCAGGCACCGCCGUCCCCGAUGCUGCUGGCCUCGUCGACGGCCCCGGCGCGUGCGCCGCCGUCCUUGUCGCAGUUGCCGCGGAUGUCGUCGACGCCGACGCACGUCCCAAUCCGUCCGCCGCCGCCACCAUCUCCGUCGCAGCUACCGGAGCGGGCGUUCCCGUUCCCGCCGCCGUCGCGGCCUUUGUCGUGACCACCGAGGCAGGCGUCCCCACCCCCGUCAUGGUCGUCAAAGCAGGCACCCCCACCUCCGCCGCCACCGCUGCCUUCGCCACAGCCGCCGGGGCGGGCUUCCUCGCCUCCCCUGCCACCGCUGUCCCCAUCGUGGCCGCGGGGGCGGACUCUCUCUCCUUCGUCGCCAUCGCCGUCCCCGUCGCGAUCGCUGGGGCAACUGCCCCCGUCUCCACCACCACCGUGAGAGCCGCACACUCCUCCUCCGCCUCGUCGUCGAGGUCUAUCACCUCCCCGGUCGGAGGGCCCCCAGGGGCAAUGCCAUGUCCCACAGGGUCGGCCGAGGAGGCAGAGGGUGGAGCAGGGGUCAGACCCUGCCCCGUGCCCGGCUGCGGCACCACUCCACCGGUUGCCGCCGCAAGAGCCACCUCCGCGGUAGGUUUUGCGGUCUCCCCGGCGACACCGCCGCUUGCUGCCGGCGGGGUCGUGGUCUGCCCUGCGGAGGUGGACGACACCCGUAGCGCCUUCUUCGGCGCAAGCGACGGGAUGAGGCCUCGAGGGGUGGCGCUGUGA